This is a messenger RNA of Urocitellus parryii (Arctic ground squirrel), 4446 nucleotides long. RefSeq names its product src kinase associated phosphoprotein 2 (gene Skap2). Gene Ontology annotation, molecular function: protein binding. NCBI's taxonomy places the organism in Eukaryota, Metazoa, Chordata, Mammalia, Rodentia, Sciuridae. The record is from RefSeq and is a predicted model, not a curated record. Gene Ontology annotation, cellular component: plasma membrane; cytoplasm.
ACUUCCUUGUUGUGACUCCCGGCCUGGCAGUGUCCGGACUCGUAGCCCCGCUGUCCGCACCGGGACCGCUAGCCCGAGUCUAGGUCACAGCCACAACCCCAUCCCGUCGGUUAUCCUUUGAGUACAGGUCCUUUCCCCGCACGCCUUGCGCUCCCUAACAUGCCCAACCCCAGCAGCACCUCCUCUCCCUACCCCCUCCCUGAGGAAAUUAGGAACCUGUUGGCAGAUGUUGAAACAUUUGUAGCAGACACAUUGAGAGGGGAAAAUUUAUCCAAGAAAGCAAAGGAAAAGAGAGAAUCCCUUAUUAAGAAGAUAAAAGAUGUAAAGUAUACCUAUCUUCACGAAUUUCAAGACAAAGGUGAUGCAGAAGAGGGGGAAGAAUAUGAUGACCCUUUUGCUGGGCCUCCAGACUCUAUUUCCCUAGCCUCAGAACGAUAUGACAAAGAUGACGAAGCCCCCUCUGAUGGAAACCAGUUUCCUCCAAUUGCAGCACAGGACCUUCCUUUCAUCCUGAAGGCUGGCUACCUUGAAAAACGCAGAAAAGAUCACAGCUUUUUGGGAUUUGAAUGGCAGAAACGGUGGUGUGCUCUCAGCAAAACAGUGUUCUAUUAUUAUGGAAGUGAUAAAGACAAACAACAGAAAGGUGAAUUUGCAAUAGAUGGCUAUGAUGUCAGAAUGAAUAACACCCUUAGGAAGGAUGCAAAGAAAGAUUGCUGCUUUGAAAUCUCUGCUCCUGAUAAACGGAUCUAUCAGUUUACAGCAGCUUCUCCCAAAGAUGCUGAGGAAUGGGUACAGCAGCUGAAAUUUGUAUUACAAGAUAUGGAAUCUGAUAUUAUUCCUGAGGACUAUGAUGAAAAAGGAGAAUUAUAUGAUGACGUUGAGCAUGCUCUACCAAUCAGCAACCCACCAACAAGUGGGCAACCAAUAGACGAUGAAAUUUAUGAGGAACUUCCAGAGGAGGAAGAAGACAACGCUUCUGUGAAAAUGGAAGAACAAAGGAAGAUGAGUCAGGAAAGUGUGCAUCACACCUCAGGUGAUAAAAGCACUGAUUACGCUAAUUUUUACCAGGGUCUGUGGGACUGUACAGGAGCACUUUCUGAUGAGUUGUCAUUUAAGCGUGGUGAUGUGAUUUACAUUCUUAGCAAGGAAUACAAUAGAUAUGGCUGGUGGGUAGGAGAAAUGAAGGGAGCCAUUGGCUUGGUGCCUAAAGCCUACGUAAUGGAGAUGUAUGAUAUUUGAGAGUCCUGGCAGGAGAAAUCAACAUUUUGACUGAAGAAAAAAAUUAAAAUACAACUUUCCCUUCCUGCUUACAGAGAAGGAAGAGUCUUCUGCUUAUCUGCAAAUGUUUCGGAUUUAGAAGCCUUGUGAAAGCAUGAGUGACAGCCCAUAACCUUUCUUUGUUUUGUUGAACAUCCCUGGCUUUGACUAUUAUUUUAUAUAGUCGUUCAUUAAAAUAUUCCUCUGAAGUGAAAUUAAAUGAAGGGUAUUAAUGUAAAUUAGAUGCAAGCCAUAAAGUUAUACCUGUUGCUGUUUUGCAAAGAAAUAAUUGCAGUUUUUAUUCACCCAUUUAGUGAUUUGUGUGAAGAAUUCAUUACUGUUUUAUGCAAACCAUGUAGUUACUACUACUUCCAGUGUGAGUUGUAAUUUCUCUUAAUCAUUGAACAUCAGUUAUUUUUUAGAGUGUAAUAUAUAAUUUCAUAGAAUUUUAAUUGAAUAUAUCAUGCAGGGCUUAGGCAGAUGCUAAAAAAUGUGAGUAUGCUAAAGCUUUGUAAAUCAUUUACCUUAGUAUUUAUUUUUCACACAAUAGUAACAUGUUCUCAUGAAAGAAGUCCUACAAAGUGGCAAAUUUACUUCCCCUUAAAUAYAGCCAUGAGAAAGAAAAAAAGUGAUAUAAUUACAAAUGGCUAUGUGCUGUCACCUGCAGCACAAGAGUGAACUGGAACCAGGUUUGUGCAGAGCACUUUACACAUAACAGAUAUCCUGGUUUGAUGAUAGGCAUACCAAUGUUUUCUACUGUAUUUUUGUUUAAAUUUAAUGAAAUAAAAGAUUUGUAAAAAACCUCAUUCUACCACUGAUAAAAUGGUAUAAACAGCCUCAAUAUAUUCUCAAAGUAAGAAAGUGUGACCCAAUACUCUCUUAUCCUACCUUGUUACCGUGCUAUUGAAGUCCCACCAGAAAACAGCACAACUCUGAGCUCUUUUCUGUACUUCUCAGAGUGCUGAGAAGAAAAGGAAGGCCCAGAGAGCAAAGUGUAGAAGUCACAGGGUAACAUGCACCAGCAGGUGGAUGGAAGGGGGUACUGUUUGGCUGGCAUCUGAGUUAUGCUCAGUGCUGCAUGAAUGAGAUUUGCAGAUCAAAUCAUUAAUGUGUAUUUUAAAUCAGGGGAAUUUUAAAUGCCUGUGAAGUACCAGUAUGCCCUUAAAAUACAUUAAAAUGCAUUGUGAUGACUAGAAUAGAUAUAAUCUCCUAAGAUGGAAUCAUUACUUAGCUGGUACUAUCUUUGUGAAGUUUUCAGAUCUUUGCUUUGUAAAGGUAAAGAUGCUAACCAUGCAAAUGAAUUGGUAAUAUUUUAAAACCUCCAUUAUUUAUUUACAACUCUUUACAAAUGAUAUUAGAGUGUUUAUUUUACAGUUAUCUCCUAAGUUUCAAAUUUUUAAGGAAAAAAAAAAAACUUACUUUUUGGGACUGUGAGUAAAUUGAAAUUUACAUAUAGACCCAUCAAGUUAAAGUUUUCAGAACUUACAUUUGUGUGGUCAUUACCCUUUUCCUGAUGUAGUGCCACUGAACUAGAUAGAAGUCAUCUUGGCAAAAGUUAGACCACUGGAGAUGAACUUCAUGGACUAGUUUUCAAAGCCUGAGUAGUUGAAAAGCAAAAGCAGCUCCCCCAACUGUAGCAGGCCUGUGGAGUCAGCUUCCUGCCUGCCACCUAAAUGAAGUGUUUAGUACUGGGCCAGUAGAUGGCAGCAGCUUGUCACUGCAUACAGAACACUUGGCAACCCCUCCCCCACUAGAGGACUAAUUCAAGAGUUUAGGAGAUUUCUGCCUCUUUUUACAGUUAAUCCAGGAGAGGGAGUCCUCUGCCAACUGAUGACCAACAAUUCCAAGCCAGCUAGUCUUUGAAUGGUGGCAGUACAGAAAUAUGGUGUUACUGCUGUCCAGGGCUCCCCUGGCCUUUGUUCUUUUUUAACUUGAAUAUAGGUGGGGGAUAUAGAAAGGAAACAGAAGAUUUAAAAUUGGAGUGACAAGAAAGGCAAUCGUUACUUUCAAUUCAUGACUACUCUACAUUCAUUUGAUGGAAUAAUUUGUAUACAACCAGGGAGAAAGUUUUCUUUACACCCAUGACAAUAUAUCACGUACUCUUCAAGAUCAUAAUAAUAUCAUUAAUGUGAAUUUAAACAACAUGGCUUGUUAGAAAAUAUGCUAAUUGUUAUGUUCUCAUUAUGUUUGCUUAGCUUUUAUUUGUUUUUCUAUGAACAGUUAGAGAGCUAAUUUUUUUCAAAGGUGAUUGUAAGUCAUAUUUUAUAUAGCAUUUUGCUUGAUUAUUUGCUCUGUACUGAAUUUGUACUCUAUUGCCAUUAGAUCUUACAAUAAUGUUCCACUCUGCAAAUUUUUAAGGUUCAAAUAAAGUUUAAUUGUUUGCAAACUGUUAUGAUGCUAAUAAUUCAACAGCCUGCUGUGUUACUAAUGAAAUUACUUUGUUAUGAUUAAUUUGGAAAAUAGUGUGUUGAUUGUAGUAAUUAAGCACAACAAGGUGAAGUAAAUGAUUCUAAUGCCAUCUGGCCUCCAAACUGAAUGAAGAAAUGAAAUAGGGCUGUCAUCUGAAUUUAUUCAAAGAAGUAAGGAUAAUACAAAUGACUUUCAUUGCCAUAGGAUUUACACUUAACCACAGCUCACUCCAUUCUGUUUCUGCCACUUUGCUGUGUAUGACUCUUUCUUUUAUGAAAAGGAAUAUUGUUUAGUCCAGUACUUGUUCUGAAUACGUCAAGCUGAUUAUUUUUACCAUAAUUUAAUUACAGAUAAUUACAUACAGUAUUGUAGGAUCAUAGAAAAAUCACUUUUCAACCAUCUGCAGGUGAAAUCUGUAUAUGUGGGUUUGGUUUUUGGAGUCUUUUGCCAUCAUUGUACAAACACUUGAUGAAGAAAGUCUUUCACAAAGAACAUAGCUUCUAUUCAGUUGUUUUCUAAAAUGUUUGCAGCCAAGGUUCUCAUGGUUCUGUUGAUUUCUACUUUUUAUACAAUUUCUCGAACCUAUUGUUACUCACUUCAUCAGCUCUCGUACCAUCUAGAGUCGUGAUUAAAAUCAGAACUGAUUACAUAUCAUAGAUUUUGAUUUGCAAUUCAGCUACUAGAAUGAAACUGGCCUCAGCAUACGUGUAGUUUAAGUUUGAACUUCAUGAGUGAGACUAAGUGAAUCACUGUAAAAAAUUUUAAAUCAAAUAAAGUUCU